This is a messenger RNA of Odobenus rosmarus divergens (Pacific walrus), 2510 nucleotides long. RefSeq names its product LAS1-like (S. cerevisiae) (gene LAS1L). The record is from RefSeq and is a predicted model, not a curated record. The transcript has 15 exons. The coding region runs from base 1 to 2277 and encodes 758 amino acids. Gene Ontology annotation, biological process: maturation of LSU-rRNA; maturation of 5.8S rRNA. Gene Ontology annotation, molecular function: endonuclease activity. Lineage: Eukaryota; Metazoa; Chordata; Mammalia; Carnivora; Odobenidae. Gene Ontology annotation, cellular component: Las1 complex; preribosome, large subunit precursor.
AUGAGCUGUUGGGAGUGCUGCGACACAAGGCCUGCAUUUGAGCCCAGUGUCCGGUGGGAAUCCGGGCCCCGGCCAGGUGUAGAUCACCAGGGGAUGGAUCGCGUGUGGAGUGCGUGGUGCGGGAAGUGCGUCAAAGAGAAAGGGUCGCCUCCGCUUUGGGCCCAGCGCAUCGUGGUCGCCUGGCUCAGUAGGGCCGAGUGGGAUCAGGUGACGGUGUAUCUGUUUUGUGACGACCAUAAAUUGCAGCGGUACGCCCUCAACCGCAUCACCGUGUGGAGGAGUAGGUUAGGCAACGAACUCCCCCUGGCAGUGGCUUCUACUGCUGACCUGGUACGCUGUAAGCUCAUGGAUGUAACUGGUGGCUUGGGCCCUGAUGAACUUAGACUGCUCUAUGGCAUGGCGUUGGUCAGGUUUGUGAAUCUUAUCUCAGAGAGGAAGACAAAGUUUGUCAAGCUCCCUCUCAAGUUCCUAGCUCAGGAGGUAAACAUUCCAGAUUGGAUUGUUGAACUUCGCCAUGAGUUGACCCACAAGAAAAUGCCCCAUAUAAAUGACUGCCGCAGAGGCUGUUAUUUUGUUCUGGAUUGGCUCCAGAAGACCUACUGGUGCCGCCAACUGGAGAACAGCCUGAGAGAGACCUGGGAGCUGGAGGAUGAUAGGGAAGAGACAGAUGAAGAAGACCCAGAGGAAGAUAAAAAUAUUGUUGUUGAUGACAUCACAGAACAGAGACCAGAGCCUAAGGAUAAAGGGAAAGGUGCAGAACUGGAUAUCAGGGUUGAUGGAGACAGUGAAGGCAACAAAGAGGUUGAUUCACAUUUGAAAAAGGCUCUGAGACAUAAAGAGCUAUAUGAAAGAGCCCGAGAACUGCUGGUAUUAUACGAAGAGGAGCAGUUUAAGGUGCUGGAGAAAUUUAGGCAUUUACCUCAGGCUGUUAAGGCAUGGAACAACCUGUCUCCACCUGUAGAAUGCAUCCUGGCAGAGCUCAAGGGCAUUACAUGUGAGAACAGGGAGGCUGUGUUGGAUGCUUUUCUGGAUGAUGGCUUUCUCAUCCCCACAUUUGAGCAGUUGGCAGCUUUGCAGAUAGACUAUGAAGAUGGGCAGACUGAGGUCCAGAGAGGGGAAGGUACUGACCCAAAGUUACACAAAAACGUGGACCUGAAUGACAUCCUGGUGCCAAAGCCGUUCUCUCAAUUCUGGCAGCCUCUGCUCAGGGGCCUGCACUCCCAGACCUUCACGCAGGCCCUGCUGGAGAGGAUGCUCUCCGAGCUGCCAGCCUUGGGGGACAGUGGGAUCCGGCCCACCUACAUCCUCAGAUGGACCAUUGAACUGAUUGUGGCUAACACCAAGACUGGACGGAAUGCCCGCCGAUUUUCUGCAAGCCAGUGGGAAGCGAGAAGGAGCUGGAGGCUGUUCAACUGCUCUGCCUCCCUUGACUGGCCCCGGGUGGUUGAGUCCUGCUUGGGCUCACCUUGCUGGGCCAGCUCCCAACUCCUUCAGCUUGUCUUCAAAGCCAUGGGACAGGUCCUGCCAGACGAGGAGCAGGAGAGACUGCUGCGCAUCUGUUCCAUUUAUACCCAGACUGGAGAGAACAGCCUAGUGCAGGAGGGCUCAGAAGCCUCCCCCAUUGGGAAGUCUCCUUACACACUGGACAGCCUAUAUUGGAGCCUCAAACCAGCUAGUUCCUUUGGAAUUGAAGGAGAACCCCAGCAGCAGGAGGAGCAGGGUAGCCUUAAUGAUCUCAAGAAAGAUGAAAAGGAGGAGAAAGAUCUGGAAGAUCAGGUGGAGGAGGAGGAGGAAGAAGAAAAUGAUGACCAGAAGUGGGAGGAGGAAGAUGAAGAUGAUGAAGAUGAGGAGGAGGAGCAAGAGGAGGAGGAGGAAGACAGAAUGGAGGUGGGGCCUUUCUCUACUGGAGAGGAGUCUCCCACUGCUGAGAAUGCCAGGCUCCUGGCCCAGAAAAGAGGAGCUUUGCAGGGCUCUCCAUGGCAAGUUAGCUCUGAAGAUAUACGAUGGGAUACCUUCCCCUUAGGCCUAAUGCCAGGUCAGACUGAGGACCCAGCAGAGCUUAUGCUGGAGAAUUAUGACACCAUGUAUCUUUUGGACCAGCCUGUGCUAGAGCAGCGGCUGGAACCCCCAACAUGCAAGAUUGGCACCCUUGGUUUGAGCUGUGGCAUGGGCAGUGACAACUGCAGCAACAGUAGCAACAGCAGCAGCAACUUGGAGGGCCUUCUCUGGAACCAGGGCCAGAUGCAUGGACUCAAAACUGGCUUGCAGCUCUUCUGAUGCCCACUCUGGUGCAAAGGGAUUAUCCAGCCCUGCAGGGGCAAUAGCCCAUUCCCUGCCCCCGUUGCCCCCCCUGCUCCCGGCCCCCACCAGUGCACCUGAUGCUCCAUGAAACAACCUGGGAGACAGCCCGCUUCAGCCGUAUAAGCUCAGCUUUCUGCCACAAUGGAAUUUUGAAUAUGUUCUGGGUUUUUUAAAUUUUGUUUUGAAAAACAAUAAACAGGCAACUGUUA